Messenger RNA from Ipomoea nil (Japanese morning glory), 683 nucleotides. RefSeq names its product probable glutathione S-transferase. NCBI's taxonomy places the organism in Eukaryota, Viridiplantae, Streptophyta, Magnoliopsida, Solanales, Convolvulaceae. Gene Ontology annotation, biological process: glutathione metabolic process. The transcript is spliced from 2 exons. Bases 1 to 666 code for a protein of 221 amino acids. Gene Ontology annotation, cellular component: cytoplasm. Gene Ontology annotation, molecular function: glutathione transferase activity. The record is from RefSeq and is a predicted model, not a curated record.
AUGGCAGAAGUGAAGGUCAUAGGUAGUUGGAUAAGCCCUUUUAGCGCAAGAGUUGAGGUCGCUCUUAAACUCAAGGGAGUUGAGUAUGAAUUCAUACAAGAAGAUCUCUCCAACAAGAGCCCCUUGCUUCUCAAAUCCAACCCUGUGCACAAGAAAGUUCCUGUGCUCUUGCACAACGGAAACCCAAUAGCUGAGUCUCUUGUCAUUCUCGAGUAUAUCGACGACACCUUUCCGGGCACUCCCAUUUUGCCCAAAGAUCCUUACGAGAGAGCCUUGGCUCGUUUCUGGGCUAAGUUCAUAGACGACAAGGUGUUGCCUGCAACGAUGAAAGUACGGUCUACCAAAGGCGAGGAGCUAGAGAAGGUAAAAGAGGAAGUUUGUGAGCUUCUGAAAAUUCUGGACAAUGAAUUGAAGAAGAAGAAGUUCUUGGGAGGGGAGACGAUCGGACUUGCAGAUAUAGCCGGAAAUUUCAUUGCCUUAUGGGCUGGAGUUGUGGAAGAAGUUAUGGGGGUGGAAUUGGGAGUGACGGAAGAAAAAUUCCCUCAUUUAUGUCGGUGGAAGAAGGAUUUCUUGAACAGCGACGUAAUCAAGGAGACCUUUGCUCCUAGAGAUAAACUUGUUGCCUACUUCACUGAGCGAUUCAAGCCGGCGAAAACUUCUGAGUAAGCUUUUGUGUUUUUUUU